This is a messenger RNA of Rotaria sordida, 609 nucleotides long. The record is from the annotation of a GenBank genome assembly. Lineage: Eukaryota; Metazoa; Rotifera; Eurotatoria; Philodinida; Philodinidae.
AUGACCUAUCAAACAUUUCGUGAAGCUUUAAAUAAAUAUCUUAAUGAUCGAAAACCAGAAGAACUUAAAGAAUGUUAUCUAUAUGGACGAAUACCACCUAUUGAAAAAUUAGAUCAAUCAUUAUCAUCACUUAUUAAUUGCGAACGAUUAGCUUUAUCAUCAAAUACAAUCGAUCGUAUUGGUUAUAUGAAUGGUCUUCGUAAUUUAAAAAUUCUUUCUCUUUCAAGAAAUAAUUUAAAAAAUUUAAAUGGUCUUGAAGUACUUGGUGAUACACUUGAACAAUUAUGGAUAUCAUAUAAUCAUAUAGAAAAAUUUAAAGGAAUAAAUACAUUAAAAAAAUUACGUAUAUUUUAUUUUGCUUAUAAUCAAAUAAAAGAUUGGAUUGAAAUAAAUAAAUUAAAUGAAUUAAAUUUAUUAGAAGAAAUAACAGCAUAUGGAAAUCCAAUACAUGAACGAAUUGUUGGUGAAAAUUUUUCACCUGAACCAAGUCAACCAAUAACAUCAUUAGAAAAAGAAUAUUAUCGUGAAUUUAAUAUUCGUAUACCACAUUUAAAAAAAUUAGAUGGACGAGUUUUUCUUGAUAAAGAUGAUGAUGAAGAUAAUGAUUAA